Molecule: messenger RNA, 1944 nt
Organism: Acanthosepion pharaonis
Lineage: Eukaryota; Metazoa; Mollusca; Cephalopoda; Sepiida; Sepiidae
Source: the annotation of a GenBank genome assembly
AUGAUCUAUCUAUCUAUCUAUCUAUCUAUCUAUCUAUCUAUCUAUCUAUCUAUCUAUCUAUCCCAAAAGAUCCAGUCAAUAAAUCCGUUCUUUUACACCCUGACAUGUACUAUCUUUCAUAUCUCUUUGUUCUUAGCCUAUCAUCCUUUCAUUUGUAUUUUCUUCUCUUUCUAUAGAAUCCUCUUUCUUCUAUACUUUACAAUCUCCUAUUUGUUUCUUUCAGCGUCUCUUUCAUUUUUUUUUCAAUUUUUCUUUCCUGUUUUCUUCCAUCUUAAUAUUAAUCCGUUUCAGUGCAAAAGGGCUAUGCCCAAAGCGACUUAUCUUUUUAAGUUUCUUCCUUUCUUUUUGUUAAUCAUUGUUUUUCUAUACAAUUUCGCUGUCACAGUUUCACAGUCUAUCUAUCUAUCUAUCUAUUUAUCUAUCGAUCGAUCGAUAAAAAGUCAAAUUCUAAGAAUUUUUCUUUACUUUUGCAUUUAUCAAUUGACUUUUCUUUCUUUCUUUCUUUCUUUCUUUCUUUCUUUCUUUCUUUUUGUUGCUAUAACUAGCAUACCCCUGUCAUUCGAUUCUUUCUUUCUUUCUUUCUUUCUUUCUUUCUUUCUUUCUUUCUUUCUUUCUUUUUCAUACCUGUCAUUCGAUUCUUUCUUUCUUUCUUUCUUUCUUUCUUUCUUUCUUUCUUUCUUUCUUUUUGUUGCUAUAACUUGCUAUAACCUGUCAUUCGAUUCUUUCUUUCUUUCUUUCUUUUCUUUCUUUCUUUCUUUCUUUCUUUCUUUCUUUCUUUCUUUCUUUUUUGUUGCUAUAACUAGCAUAGCUCAUACCUGUCAUUCGAUUCUUUCUUUCUUUCUUUCUUUCUUUCUUUCUUUUCUUUCUUUUCUUUCUUUCUUUCUUUUUUUUUUUGUUGCUAUAACUAGCAUACCUGUCAUUCGAUUCUUUCUUUCUUUCUUUCUUUUUUCUUUUCUUUCUUUCUUUCUUUCUUUCUUUUUCAUACCUGUCAUUCGAUUCUUUCUUUCUUUCUUUCUUUCUUUCUUUCUUUCUUUCUUUCUUUCUUUUUUUUUCUUUCUUUUUGUUGCUAUAACUAGCAUACCUCAUACCCGUCAUUCGAUUCUUUCUUUCUUUCUUUCUUUCUUUCUUUCUUUCUUUCUUUUUGUUGCUAUAACUAGCAUACCUGUCAUUCGAUUCUUUCUUUCUUUCUUUCUUUCUUUCUUUCUUUCUUUCUUUCUUUCUUUUUCAUACCUGUCAUUCGAUUCUUUCUUUCUUUCUUUCUUUCUUUCUUUCUUUCUUUCUUUCUGUUGCUGUAACUUAGCAUACUUAUCAUUCGAGUCUUUCUUUCUUUCUUUUGCUGUAAAUAACAUAACUGCCAUUCAGAUCUUUCUUUUCUUAACAUUUGCCUUUCUUGGUAUCUUUUUAAAUGUCUUUCUUAUUUCCAUACAUCUUCACUGUCACAGUUUCACGAUCUAUCUAUCUAUCUAUCUAUCUAUCUAUCUAUCUAUCUAUCUAUCUAUCUAUAAAAUCAGUUAUCUUCUUUCUUUCUUUCUUUCUUUCUUUCUUUCUUUCUUUCUUGCUUUCUUUUUUGCUUUCUUUUCUUUCUUAACAUUUGCCAUUCUUUCUUUGCAUCUUUUAAAAUUUCCUUCUUUUUGUUUAUCAUUGUAUUCUCUAUACGUCUUCGCUUACAGUUUACAGACUCACAAUCUAUCUAUCUAUCUAUCUAUCUAUCUAUCUCUCUCUCUCUCUCUCUCUAUAUAUAUAUAUAUAUAUAUAUAUAUAUAUAUAUAUCACUGUUUCUCUCCACCUUAUCUAUCUGUAAAAAGUAAAAUUCCAAGAAACGUUCUCUUUAUUUUUUACAUUUACCAAUUUUCUUUCUUUCUUUCUUACUUACUUACUUACUUACUUACUUACUUACUUACUUUCUUUCUUUCUUUCUUUCUUUCUUUCUUUCUUUCUUUCUAA